Messenger RNA from Xenia sp. Carnegie-2017, 685 nucleotides. Its product is annotated as 39S ribosomal protein L12, mitochondrial-like. Gene Ontology annotation, molecular function: structural constituent of ribosome. The transcript has 5 exons. Gene Ontology annotation, biological process: translation. Gene Ontology annotation, cellular component: ribosome. The coding region runs from base 46 to 582 and encodes 178 amino acids. Lineage: Eukaryota; Metazoa; Cnidaria; Anthozoa; Malacalcyonacea; Xeniidae. The record is from RefSeq and is a predicted model, not a curated record.
AGGGGGGGAGAGAAAAAGUAAUGCUGACGAGAUUACGAUUUCAAGAUGGCAGCCAUACGUAGAGUGAAUAUUUCCAGAAUCUCCAAAAAUCUGUUUGCCGCUUAUCUUCCUUCGCGAAAUCUCAGCGCCAUUCAAAUACAAAAGGAGGUUGAAUAUAAUGAAGGCGAGAACGAAAAGCACUACCCACCACACAUCGUCAACAUUGUUGAACAGAUUUCACAAUUGACCCUUGUUGAAACAGCUGAACUUAACGAACUUUUAAAGGUCAAAUUGAAGAUCCCAGAUGCACCAAUGAUGGCAAUGGGUGCUACGUCGAUGGCUCCAUCAGCUGAUAAGAUUGAGGCUGCCGAAGAGCAAGAAGAACAAACUGAGUUCACUGUUAAACUUACUGCAUUUAGUGCUGAUGGAAAAGUUAAACUAAUAAAAGAAAUAAAAAAUAUUGUUGAGGGUCUUAAUCUUGUUGAGGCAAAGAAAUUUGUUGAAGGCGUACCUCAAGUUGUGAAAGAAAACAUUAGCAAAGAAGAUGCUGAUAAACUUAAGAAACAAUUGGAAGCAAUUGGAGGGACUGUUGUUGUAGAGUAAAUACUCACAUUUGUUACAUAAACAUAACACAUGUUGAAACUCCCAAAACAGUGGCUACCUUUCUCGCGAGAAAACCAAAACAUGUUGCUUGAAAUCAUCAAAA